This is a messenger RNA of Lachancea nothofagi CBS 11611, 2328 nucleotides long. NCBI's taxonomy places the organism in Eukaryota, Fungi, Ascomycota, Saccharomycetes, Saccharomycetales, Saccharomycetaceae. The record is from the annotation of a GenBank genome assembly.
AUGCUAGAAGAAGGCGGAUUUAUCAGAAAACCUAGAACCAGGCGGAAGCGGAAGAUAGACUACCAAGAAGAUAGUGAUGGAGAGCUUACUCAGAUCGAUAAAGUUGAGGAUGAGCAUGACGAUGAAUACAUGGAACUAGGUAAAGAGGAUACACCCGUUGUGAUAGAAUCUAAUGAUGAGAAGCCGGUACUGGAAGAGCUGACGGAGAUCAAAAGCGAGGACGAUGACGACGACGACUUGCCUCUUGCCAAAAGACGCAAGGCCAAGGAAGCUACCUCAGAAAAGCCGCCGCGCAAAAGAGCUACUCGAUCAAAGGCAAACGGAGCAAAGAAACAGACUAAAAAAGAGGCUAACGCUAAGAAACCUAAGACUACACCAUACGAGAGAAAUACUGCACGAUUGUAUGAAAACCAUCCUGAGCUGAAGACAGUCUUUACAAAACUGGCAGACGCUCCCGUGUAUAAGGCCAAUAGGGCUCCUCAACCAACAGGGAUGACCAUCAGGUUACUUCCUUUUCAACUGGAAGGGUUGCACUGGCUUAUAACGCAAGAACAAGGCAUUUACAACGGUGGCGUUCUAGCCGAUGAAAUGGGGAUGGGUAAGACGAUCCAGACUAUCGCACUUUUGAUGAACGAUACCUCGAAAAAGCCCAACUUAGUUGUAGCUCCCACAGUGGCGCUGGUCCAGUGGAAAAAUGAAAUCGAUCAACACACCGGAGGUAAGCUUACGACUCAUAUCUUCCACGGUGCAAAUCGCUCUACAAAUAUAGGGGAGUUCAAAGACGUUGACGUGCUACUGACCACGUAUUCCGUGUUAGAAUCUGUGUUUCGCAAACAAAACUAUGGGUUCAAGCGAAAAAACGGUGUUUACAAAGAGCCAUCAGUUCUUCACAAUAUGAACUUUUAUCGAGUUAUUUUAGAUGAAGCUCAUAACAUCAAGGACAGACAAAGUAAUACUGCCAAAGCGGUCAACAGCUUACUUGCCGAGAAAAGGUGGUGUUUAUCCGGUACUCCAUUGCAAAAUAGAAUUGGUGAGAUGUAUUCGCUAAUAAGGUUUUUGAACAUUGAUCCAUUUUCAAAAUAUUUCUGUACCAAAUGUGACUGUGAAUCGAGACAGUGGAAAUUCAGUGACAACAUGCAUUGUGAUGGGUGUGCACAUGUAAUAAUGCAACACACUAAUUUCUUCAACCAUUUUGCGCUGAAGAAUAUUCAGAAGCACGGUAUGGAAGGACCUGGUCGUGAAUCGUUCAAUAACAUUCAGCUGCUCCUGAAAAAUGUUAUGCUGAGGAGAACUAAAGUCGAAAGAGCAGAUGACCUGGGUUUGCCGCCAAGAAUUGUGACGGUGCGACGCGAUUACUUCAAUGAAGAAGAGAAGGACCUGUAUCAAAGUUUGUACACAGACGUGAAGCGAAAGUUCAGUUCUUAUGUGGAAGAAGGUGUUGUGCUUAACAACUAUGCGAAUAUUUUCACUUUAAUCACGAGAAUGAGACAACUAGCAGACCAUCCAGAUCUAGUUUUGAAAAGAAUGAAAAACGGCCAAGGGUUUGAUGACAGUGUUAUAGUAUGUCAACUGUGUGAUGAUGAGGCAGAGGAACCCAUAGAAUCGAAGUGCCAUCAUAAAUUUUGUCGUCUUUGCAUCAAAGAGUAUACGGAGUCAUUCAUUGAAAAUAUCGAAAAGCUUACUUGCCCUGUUUGUCACAUCGCGCUCAGUAUCGAUUUAUCACAGCCCGCCUUGGAAAGCAACGACAGCGGGCAUAAGAAACAUAGUAUUAUAAAUCGACUGAAUGUCAAAGGCAACUGGAGAUCGUCGACAAAAAUCGAAGCUCUAGUCGAAGAAUUGUACAACUUGAGAAGCGAUAGGAAAACCAUAAAGUCUAUUGUAUUUUCUCAGUUCACAAGUAUGCUAGAUCUAGUGGAAUGGAGGCUGAAAAGAGCAGGUUUCAAGACAGUAAAGUUACAGGGUAGUAUGACCCCAACACAGCGUGACCAAACCAUUAAAUAUUUUAUGAAUGACAUCCAUUGUGAAGUCUUUCUGGUGAGUUUGAAAGCUGGUGGUGUGGCCUUGAAUUUGUGCGAAGCAUCGCAGGUUUUUAUCUUGGACCCAUGGUGGAAUCCAAGUGUGGAAUGGCAAAGUGGAGAUAGAGUUCACAGAAUUGGUCAAUUCAGACCUGUUAAAAUAACAAGAUUUUGCAUCGAAGACAGUAUAGAAUCAAGAAUUAUAGAGCUUCAAGAGAAGAAGGCUAAUAUGAUUCAUGCGACAAUAAGUCACGACGAUGCUGCCAUCAGCAAGUUGACCCCUGGCGAUUUACAAUUUUUGUUCAACAAUUAG